GUUUAACGGAUCUUGAGUAUGAACCUGGCUAUAUAGAAGAACAUAUGUAUUUUAAAUAUUUACUUGAAUCUAAAAUGCUUACUUCGGAUGGUAAUACAAAGAAUAUAGCACUCUUGGAGAUCCAUUUUCCUGAUGAAUCAGCUUCGAUUGAAGGAAUUUAUUAUUGUACUGGAGAAGUUGUACAAGAUGAGGAUAAAGCGGUAAAGAAUAGAAAGCAUAAAGCUAGUAUAGAUUCAGAAUUUGAUUUAAGUUUAAGCUCUCUUGUUGUAAAGAAAGUAAAUCCUCAAUAA
Messenger RNA from Entrophospora candida, 290 nucleotides. The record is from the annotation of a GenBank genome assembly. NCBI's taxonomy places the organism in Eukaryota, Fungi, Glomeromycota, Glomeromycetes, Entrophosporales, Entrophosporaceae.